AUGGAUUUCUCAGACGAUGUCUUUGGUGGUUUGUACGAGCCAUUCGCAGGCCUGAAUGAGAUGGAUUUCAAGCUGCACGGUAUCUACAUGGAUCAUGAACCUCAUAAUGAUUUUCUAUCCCAUCUGAACAAAUGUAAGGAUUCCUUUCUGAAUGUACUUCUUAGUGAUGAUAAUCUACGCAAUUCUAGCAUAGCUGAUGAGGUUAGAGCACAAGUUUAUCAUGUUGGUGACUGGAAAAGUGAUGAAGAGGUUAUCGAAGAUAGAGAGAAAGUGAAGAAGAAGCACAUAAUUCAUGAUCGAAAUACAAUAUGGGAUCUUAUGGAACCCAAGUUAGGUGACAUGUUUGAGUCUAUGGCACAACUAAAGUUUUGUAUGCAAAACUAUGCAAUGACAAACGAAUAUGGGCUGUAUUAUGAGAAAUGUAUCCCUCCACCGCCUAAUACACGACGCUUCUUCUCUGGCGACAAAGGUUCCGGUUCACGCCUUCUACAUCUGUCGCUGCUCCUUUUUAAAGAAACAGACGACGCUUUCUCGACUGGCUCUCUUCUUCUUCUUCUCAGAUUUUGUUUCUUCACAUUGAACACACCAUCGUCUGCUUUGGUUGUUGCCGUUUGGACAUGGGGGAUUGGAGUUUCGGGAGAAGGAACCAAGGCUCGAGGAUAUUCAACUUUCAGCUUAAAGCUUAAGGUUUUCGAGGCUACAAAGAAUGGCUGGAGAAUCAUGGUAGAGCCUGUGUGGAUUAUGUCAUAUUUUGACGAAUUGGAAUUAAAGAUUCCAUUCAAAUAG
Lactuca virosa is the source of this 786-nucleotide messenger RNA. Lineage: Eukaryota; Viridiplantae; Streptophyta; Magnoliopsida; Asterales; Asteraceae. The record is from the annotation of a GenBank genome assembly.